GUCUAACGUGGUGCAGUGGCUCAUUGGGCGUCGGGACGCCGUCGCGACGCGGUCUCGGCUCGGGUAACACGCACGCACGGGAAGACGCGCGCGCCAAGUGACGCGACACGAGGACCGCAAUCAGUGCGCCGUCAUCUUCGAGGACGAAUACGAUCGCGCGCGGUCGUCCUUCACGCUCCAUUUCGAUAUUACGCGCUCGCGUUGACACACGGUCGCACGUUACGGGCGAGUCCUGAUUCCGUGACCGAGCUUCCUACGAUUCAGUGCGAGGUUCUUCGGUUUCUAGUUUAUUUCGAGUUGUUCGUGUAUUCGAGCUUGUGAUCGAUCGGCGAUUGUUUCGCGAACGGAGAGGUUCCUCCGUCGGCCUGCCUCUAGCAAAAGUUCGUUUCAAGAGUUCCGACGAUUUCGUGAAGCCACGGGAUCAGUGUAGAAUCAAGUCGUUUGAAGUGUGCGUCGCGGUUCGUCGGGGAUAAAAGGAAGAUAGGAGUCAGAAUACCUGCGUGACGUGGCGACGGCCACGACCGGUGUUCCGAUUGAUCGGAUCGUGUCGAAGGUGGAGGAGACGUCGCACGAUGAGAAGACGGACGACGAGAGGAUGUCGCGCGGAGGCCGCGGGAUUCGUCUUUGUCGUCCGGGUGUUCGACCGGUGGUGGCCCUCGGGACAGUCGGAAAAACCGGUGAGAAGCGACGAGUCGCUGAGGGGCUGAAGGGCAGACCGGCGAUGCCGUUGUGUCAUGAUCUAAUGGGACGAGUCAUGUCACGUGUCGUCGGGACGUUGCUCGCGCGCUCGACGCUGGUGACGAGCAUCGCCGCGGCGCUCGUCGUCCUCUUCUGCUGCUGCAGGUGUACCCGCGCCAGCGAGUUCCCCGAAAGGGAGUGCUGCGACCUGAUAUUUCCCAUCCCGGAACCGACCGGAAAAUCCACAUCGGCGCCGACACCAACGGGGAGAAGCGGAUCCGACAUCAAAGUCCCGGUCUCCAUACUGAACUGUCUUUACGCGCGACAACUGUGUUUCGAGGAUCCAUCCUGCAGCGCCAUUCUGGAAAUUAUACCGAGGGUCUGCGGCCCGGAACUGGUGGCUUGUUCGACGGUGACAGUGACAAAGUGUCAAGCGGCGCUGCACACUCUACAAGCUUUCCCUUUCUUCCGGCCCAUGUGCCUCUGUAAAGAGCCGCACGUAGAUCCGGAUUGCAACAGUUUCCAGAACUUCCUCUUCGACCACCCCUGCAUCUACGUCUCGAAGAAAGAGAACGAUCCGUACCCGAUCGAUGCGCUGCCUACCUGCAAUCACGCUCUGAGCGUCUGUUCGCACAGCAAACCGUGCAGUCAGAUUUAUGAGGACUUCAAAAGCAACUGCAAGGCGCGAGAGGGCAAGUGCAGGAUGGAGAGCCGAAACGCCUGUCAUGACUCCUGGACCCAGCUGCGAUUAUCACCGAUGUUCGGGUGCAUCUGUCCGAACAACCACAUGAAGAAGCGAUGCGACAGGAUCUUCUCGUUGGUGAAUCACAAUCCGUGCGUUGAGUUCCUGCCCUCCUCCACCUCCGUAGACCUGUCGGGCACGGAUUCAGCCCUGUACCCGUUCGACCCGCAGCAGGAGAGCUACCAGGAGAUCUGGUUACCGCCGACCAGUAUGUACCCCUAUUUUCUGUUCCCCGGGCCCGCGCGCACCUCGUACUACGACCACGAGAGCACGUACCACGUCCAGGAAGCGGGACAGGGACAGGGAGAGGGACAGGGGCAGCAGCACGGGCAUCGUCAUCAGCACGGCCGUCAUCAAGAAGCACCGGAGUUGCCUGGCAGGCCCGGUGUCCUCGUGGUCGAGUCGUACGAUCAUCCUCGUGCCGAUCACGAGGACCGGCAGGAGAAAGAUGAAACGGAGGGACCUGCCAGCUUCUAUGACCGCGGCUCUUCUUCGUCUUCCUCUUCUUCAUCUUCUUCUUCUUCCUCUUCUUCUUCGUCUUCGUCUUCUUCUUCCUCUUCUUCUUCCACGUUGUCCAAGCAUGAUCGUGCCUCCAGCACAGUGCACCUGCAGCCAAGGCACUCCCAAAGCGAGCAUGACGCGCACCCGCACCAUCAUCACCAUCACCAGCACCACCAGCACCACCCCGCACCACCACCACAACCACCUGCACCACCGUCCGUCGCGACGUCGUCGUCGUCAUCGUCUUCUUCGUCGUCCUCGUCGUCGUCUUCGUUGUCAUCGUCGUCGUCGUCGAAGUCGAGUUAUCCGCCGGCGGCGGCGGCUCGUCCAACGCCUACUGUGGACGAGACGAAACGCGUCGAGAGGCCUAACCUGGUGCAGCCGAAGAAGUUCGCACCGAGGCCCACCUAUGAGCACCGGGCGAUCUUCGAUCGCGCCGACGACGACCUCGAUGACCUCGAGUUCAGGAUCGGCGCGCUGCCAGUCGACCGGCUCUUCGAUCUCCGCGAGGCCUUCGAAGGGUUCGUCGACCAAGUGAAGGUCAUCUCGCAUCCGGACAAUUCCACCAGUUUCGAGUUGAUCGAGUCGCAGCUGGAGAACCCGUUGAUCGACGCCGAUCAUCGCGAUUUGGCGGCCAUCAGACAGAUUCCGAUUCCCGGUGGUCACCACCAUAAGACGCACCAUAAGAGGAAUCAGACGGACGAUCACGAUCAAACAUCCGCCACGUCGGAUCUGGACAAGAUCCAACAGCCGGUGAAGAUCGUGCUCUCCAGCACCUGUCAUCAUGCAUACACCGCUUGCAAAAACGAUCCAGAAUGCAAGGUGUUGCUGGAACCGGUGCUGAACCACUGCGACGCGGCGAGCUGCGCGCGUAACGAGUGCAUGGAGGCAUUGCAGAAUUUUUACAAGUCCGCGAACCACAAGCACUCCGUCGAGAUCGCGUUCUGUUUAUGCAGGAAAACGGUUGGGAAGAAGGACGAGUGCAUAAUAGCGCAAGAGAAGAUGCACCCCGCUUGCGCGCAGCGCGUCGAGGGCGCAGAAAUACCGGCCUGUCACACGUUGGCCGCAGCCUGCAAGAAGAACGCCACUUGCAAAAUGAAGUUGGAGUACUACGAGCAGAGUUGCGCGGUGGACAGCGUGACGAAGAAGUGCGCCGGUCCCACCACGGAAUGCAGGAAAGCGAUGUUGGGUAUUCUGGGCACGGAGCUUAGGUCGAAUUGUGCCUGCAGGGGCACCGAGCUCACGCAAGUUUACGAUUGCCUCGGCUGGCAGAGACUUCUCUGGGUGAACCCUUGCGUGGUGGAGUCGCAGAAGGAUUAUCACGCGAGGAGGAAACAUCAUCACUACCCGAGAACGACGACAACGACCGUCUCGUCGACGACGAAGUCACCGACGGACGGGACGACGACGACGACGACCGUCACCGUGCUCGAACAAGUGGAGGAUAAUCAGAUACCGGAAGUAACGAGGCGGCCAACCACCGAACCCACGGAAACUUUGGAAAUCACCACUGCGACCACGACCACCUCGACUACCACUCCGGCUACCACCAUAAGUACCACGCCAAGUACUACCACUACCCCUACAGCACCGCCUCGCUUCUGCGAGGUUCAAAGGCCGAGGCAAAGUCACCAAUACAUAAGAGAAGGCAAAGGCAUGAGGCUGUAUCGGGACGACGAGCCGGAGUGCUCGGAGCUGUGCCAGUGCGGCGAGGGCGAGGUUUUGAUCUGUCACACGAUCUGCGUGGACUCGUCGCCGUGCAAGACGGAUUUCGCAUUUUACUAUCACGAGGCGCCGGCGUAUCAGGCGCAUCGCGGACCCUGCCUCUGCUACAGCGGCCGUUUCAUAUGCAUGCGACCUUCACCCGAUGCUUACUCUAUACCGCACGGAGUUUUCAUGUUCCUGGGCUACAGCGAAAAGGACGAGAGUUACCUGCGGCAGCACAACAAUCUCACCGUUCUGGACGCGGUAUCGUCCCUCGAUAGCUUCAUGAGAGAGGAAGUUAAUAAUCAGACAGUGUGCACGCUGUUCCUGUACAACGCGACCCGAGAAAAUGUGAUUGCAGUGGCGCGUCUCGGGACUGACAAUCCACCCUUAAAUAGCAGCCAAGCUCAAAGUCUGCAGCAUCUUCUGCGCGUCAAGGAGGAGUGCGCCGCGAUGCUGCAAGAUCUGAGCGACAAGAUCAACAACAAGCACCACGAGGUGCACACGCAUCCGCUGCUGUCGAUCUUCAAAAUGGCCGAGGUCGAGGUGAAACUGCCGUACAGCAACGGCGCCGAUCGCACUGCGAGGUCACCGGGUCUCCUCUUAGCCGCAGUCAUCGUCGUUCUGGUGCUCAGCCCACUUCGAUCGCCGGUGUCGUCCUGUCCGCUUGCCUCGUGACAUGAACAGCGACGAGCCAGCCAUCGUCGAGACUAUUGAAAUUUUCUCGAACACACGCCUAGGCAAGAAACGCCAGAGCUGCGCGAACACGUCCCGAGAAGAACGCAGAGGAACACGGGGGACGUCGGUCGCGCGAAGACUACCGGCCACGAGAAUGGCCGUUUCUUCUGAUCAUCAACGAACGUCGAACUCGCAGUUAAAUACUGAACGGGGCUCUAAUCUUUCGUGCCUCGUGGAUCGAAGAACGAGUAGAGAGAAUUUUCCUGACUUGUCACCGCCAUCGAGGAUCGUGUGUUCACCCAUUGACCAUUUUUCUCGAUCAUUCAGGUUUGACGUUUAUCUUAUUUUCGUUUCAAUCCCCGCGCUCGUUUUAUGUCCAUCGCCCCUGUCAAGACGUCUAAUGGAAGUAUGUAUAAACUAAUAUUGACUCUGCACUCGAUUCGAAGUUGUUUCGUAUCGUCAUUUCCAGUACGAUUGAAAUGACCUACGAGUGCAGAGGGUCAAUCAAAUUAAAUAAUUUCGGUAAUAAAACAUGAAUGUUUUCUAAACAAAACAAAUACUAACAAUAAGGCGGUGAUUACACGUUUAUACGAUACGCGCUAUUUAGUAAUGAUAAUGGAGUAGAUAAGUACGAGAAUUAGAGGACAUGGUAGGCACAAAAUAAUGCGGUAGAGUUAAUUAAUUUCUCCUAUCGAUAUCGUUUAAUUAUGAACGUUUUUAAUAUGGACCGUUCCAUGGCGACGCGUCCUCUCGUAACUAGAUUCGAUUUCGAGGGCUGAAACUUUUAUUGCGAUACCGACGAAACGUAACGCGGUCCCUUGUGUGUGGCCAAUAAUAAAAAGGGAUCCCAUAUGCGGGAAAUGGGCGUAGAUCCAAACACGGGUGGCACACGGUCGCUGCUGGAUCAGCGACGAUAUUGCCAUAUCCGAGGACCAUGAUCCUCGGUCAUUAGAAUCGCUCGAGACAUUUUCUAUCAUGCCCAAGCCGUAACUAUAAAACCGUGUAUCGGUAAAAAUGCACGUCAAACGCCGAGCACAGCCCUCGAGCCUCGUGUUCCGUUCCGGUCUUUUGCAUAUUUUCGAUUACAUCUGCUUUGCAACGGGGCACACGUACCGGGAAUUUUUCGUUAACCCCCCCCCCCCUCUUCGCUUCUCCCUUUUACGGUAAAUUACUUUUUACUUUUCGCGACAACGAAGAGACCGUAACAGUGAUUUGAAAAGUUGUAUUUCCUCGAUGGCGCGUGACGAGGCGACGCGUGUAUAAAGGAAGCACAGUAGAGUCUGUAAAUGACAAGCGCUAAUUUAUCGUGUAAUUAAAAUAAGCUAGCGAGAAAUAAAAAAGAAACGCGAACGCUCCUCCUGUAUCGGACCAUUAGGUGUUUGUUAACGUUGUUCAGAGUGAAAUCUAACCGGCCGUUUGAGAUGGCAUAUCUAACGGGUGGCGAACUCGAAUGUGUAGAUAACUGUAGAUUGUUAAAUAGAAGCCAAAACGUAAUAGAACUGAAUGAAGAUGAGACGAAUGUACGAACCGUUAUUGGAUAAGUAAAAAAAUCAGCUGUCUCUCAUUUCCGAGCCACGAAUUAUAGUCUUGUUGUGUCUUCAUCAUCUUUAAAUAGAAAACUCUGUAAAUUAUGUGAGUAUAAUUUACGACUCGAACAUAAAUCGUUGGUUCGAAUCUCAAAUUAUAGUUUCACCAUUGCUAUACUUACCGUUUCUUCACUUUUUUUAAACAAAAAUCUCAGUAAGUUAUGUGAACGUAGUUUAGGAUUCGAGGACAACCCGUUGAAAAAUUGAAAGACGAUUCAUUUAAUAGCGUGGUGAGACGAUCUCGUUGAUGACAGAUGGCAAAUGUAGUAGCUGGGGAUGUGCCGGCAGUAAUUCGACCGUUUCGGAAGCGACACGCGCGUACUACGGACCUGAGAGACAGCUGGUGGUUUAAAGCGGUCGAUUUGUCAGCGUGGCGUAGAGAAAGAAGCGAAAAAACCGAGGGAAACUUCUAAAAGAUCGUUCCUCCGGUGAACGCGUGACGUUUACAAACGACGCGGAAUUACGCGACCUCAAAUUAUUCAAAAUGCCACGUUCCGCUCGCGCGAUUAUGAUCUUAGCGACGACGACGCCUGGCCGCUGCUCGAUCGCUUUACAAACAGGGCGUUCGUUUUUCGAAAUUAGAAAGACGAUUUAAAAAUACUCUUAUAAUAAUCGGCAAUUCUUAGAGUUUCGAAAUCAGCAGAUUUACAGAAUUCUUAGAUGAAAUAAAAGGAGACUGCUCCGAAAUGAAAUAAGAGAAGACUCGAAAAUGACCGUAGAAUUUCAGGAUUUCAUUUAGUCAGAGUUUAAACGAGACUGCCAUUUCUCGUGUCUGACGCGUACAUGGAGAAAACGAGAGGUUGACAAGCGGCACAGGAGGCGCCGACGAGCAAGCUUUCCAGGGGAGGGAAACAAAAAUAUCUGGCGAUCCGGGAACGACGACAGAAUUCGUCAAUUUAGCACAAUUAAUUAUGCGCGCCCAUUCGCGCACUAGUCCGUGUAAAAAGGGAAGUUUGAAGAUGCUCGGAUAGAAGGACUCCGGCUCGCGUUCGUUCCGUCCCAAUCGCGGAUUGCGUACGUGACAUACGUCACAUUUUAAACUGGGAGAGCAAUUCCAUUUUAUCCGAAACAAUUAUUAUAAACGGCAGUUCGUGGUCUGCUCCGAACGGAUCGAACCUUAGAACUAAAAGUGAAGAGAGAGAGAGAGAGAGAGAGAGAGAGAAGGAGAGAUUCGUUGCGAUUAGUUGAAUUUCGACAGGGGAAACGGGAGGAACGUGAGCCAGAUCGAACGUACGUGACGUGGUUGUCGGCAAAGCAAUAAUGUAUAAAGUUUACGAUCCACAAGCACGUCGCUCAAAAGAGGGAUUGGUAGCGAGCGAGCGAAGGGGUUAUACGUAUACAUAUAACCAGGGCGAAAUGUUUUAAUGUCGCGUUGCACGUGAAACGCACGCUCGUAGGCAAAGACCGUGUUAUUAAAAUUUAUCGCGUACGCGCGUGUUAAUUCGCGUCGGAGGACUUCGAACGGCACGCUUCUACUUCGACCGAGAUAAUAAUUCCUCGUGUCCAAACGGUUUGAAGAAUCUAAUCAGGCGGAAACGAAUACAUAUGCGUUUCUUACCAUUCGCGAAUCACGGAACGCCUUUUAGUCUCGAUGGUUGACAGACCUAUCGAAGCACCUGUCACUUCGAUCAGGAAAUAUACUAAACUUCUUAAACGUAUGCACAAAGUUUCGUUAACACGUCUAUGCCGCGGCACAAGACACCGAAAUUGCAUCGAACACGCACAUAUCUUGUGAUUCUUUUAACGUUUCACGUCCCACGCGUGUACAUACUAUGACUCAUUCAUUUGUGAUUAAAUGAUUCACGUGCUGAAGCUGCUUCAUUGACUGGCACGCAAUUAUAAUAGUGAAUGUGACGUUCGUACGCACAAUGAAUUAAUAAUAGUUUAUCAUUUACGAUACUUUUGGUAGCGUAAUCGAAAAUUGAUUUAAGGUGUACGAAUUGUUGGAGAGCUAUUUAACAAUGGCCUAACUCGUAUUCUUUUACAUAUCGUCACUUGUACAUAAAUGUUAAGCGCAAUCAUUCCGUGGUUCGUGAAUAUAACGAAUAAGUGAAACGAGAUUCGAAUGCCGGUCGUUUAAGCGCAGCAGAGAGAACGGAGAAUGAGAGAGAGAGAGAGAGAGAGAGAGAGAGAGAUACGUUGAGUUUCUUCCAAUGAGUUAAGUCGCUCGCGGGUCUUUGCAUGACUGUCUGAUUUCACUUGCCAACUGUUCACUGUCGAAACCCGACGCUUAAACAUAUCCGUAUACAAAUGUUACUUGUUCUAUCGAAACACUUUGUACAAGUGGUACCACACUAGCAUAUUUCGUUCGGGAAAGCUUCGAAAGCUCUCGUCUAAUUUGAGAAACGCCAAGCGUACGAAAAGAAGAUGACGGCAAGAUGUAAUUGUUAAAAGCGUAUCGUUGCGUCGUCUCUGGUACGUCGACGACGAAAAACAGUGUAAAAAAAAAAAAAAAACACGGUGGUUCCAAUCGAACAUAUCAAGGCCUGUUAGAAGUGGCCAGCCAAUAUAAGCGGUUUUACUCUGGGUUCUUGUAGCUUCAAUUUUUUCGAUGCUUUUUUCAGACCUAUAGAAAGACGGUCCGUUUGCGUUCCGUUGCCAUCGUUCCAGUGAUGUCCCAUGGAAGAAAACACGGUAAACGAUAAUUUAUACGAGGAAUGUCAUUACUCUGAGAAAUUAAUAACAUUUCACAGAUUCCUUCUUCUGUUCGUUCAAUCAGAAAUUUAAAGAAAGAAAUAAAGAAGAACAGAUUCGCAGUUCUCGUACCGGCCGAGUCGCGAAGCUUCCCCUAGAUCGUGCGGCCUAGUGGAAAGCUCCGCGUGCAGGGAACACCCGAACGUGGCAACGCGGCAACGGCACAUCGACACCGACCGGACCGUUACCGUUUUUAAACGACCGAACUUACAAUUAGAUGAUCGCAGGAACGCAUACAGCACCGCGAAAACGAGAAACGAACGAUCGCACACAAACGUGGCGGGGGUCAGAAAUCGAUAUUCCAUUCGGGGCACGCAUUAACGCCCGGCCGAUCAGGCCUCUCGUACUCGAUUCCCUAGAUAGUAAGUAAAAAGCUCACCGAAAGCGUUCCUGCCUUACCGAUGGCGAGAAAUGUAUCGUCGCCCGAUAACUUCCCCUCGAUGCUAGUUUCUUCGCGAACUACCUCAUUAUUGGUAUACGCCGAGUCGCAAGCUCCCGCAAGCUCUCAGUACCGACCGGGCUCACGGAACGCUUUUUACCAAUCGCUGCACUGGCGGCACGUACAACGUACAGUCGUCCUUGUCAAACGUUUCCCAUGCUACGCCACGCGUUCGUGGCUGAUUUAUUUGCCACUGUUUCACUUGUCCUCUCCGGUAGAAAUACGUACACUUAGACAGUCGUUCAGUUUUCGAGUGAAGCAGCACUACAAACCUCCGCAACGUGGAUGACGAUAAUUUCUCGGACGAGGACCUCGAUUUCCGUCGGUAGAUCGGAACGAAAGCUCAACCUCUCCGACUAACACUUAACACUUACCGAAACGAAGGAACGCGCGCAAUUAUACAUAUACAUAUACCCGCGCGCGUGUAUACAUAUACAUAUUAUAUAUACAUAUACAUAUAUUAUAUAUAUAAACAUAUAUUUUAUUACUUGAAAACGCACUCUGACCCCGACCACGCAUGUGGUUACCGUAAAAUGUAAACUUAAGUAGCGCACCAUUUUCGAGAUGCUUGGACCCUUCCUAAACGACGCGGACGAGCCUCGCGUCGGUGUUUAAGGGUAUCCCUCGUCCCGCUAGUAUCAGCAAAAUUAAAUUUGCACGAGUGAAAAGAGCCGCACCCUUGUAAAAGUACCAUCCUUGCUAGAGCACGUGGGGACGUGCAUCGACGAGCCCAUUCGUACUUUCUACGAUUUUUCGGUGGAAAUUGUUACGAGAAAUGGAGUCGGACGAAUGUAGAUCCUUGAACGAACGUAGAGGCCGCAUCCUUGCUAAAGCAUAUCGGGAAGUGCAUCGACGAUUUGUACUUUCCACGGUUCUUCUCGAGCCCGGAGGAAAUUGCUACAAGAAAGGGCGUCGGACGUAUGCAGAUACUUGAACGAGAGUAGAGGCCGCGUCUUUUCACCGCCGUAAAUAUUUAAUAUACGAGGGAUGCUCGCGAGACGCGUUUUAGGAGGUAACUUUAGAAAAUGCGAAAAGUGGGGCGCCGCUUUCAGUAGAUCUCUGUUCGGUUCGCACGCGAGAUGAAUGGAUAAACGGGGAUGGUAGAGCAAAUGAGAGUGAGAGAGAGUGUCAUAAAACCCGGUAGUAAAGGGGAGUCCGUAUUCGGAUUUCCCGAUGGAUCACGCGAAUGCGUGACCGACCGACCGUAUGCGUGGAACCAGAGUGCGUCCGUGUGUCUGCGCGCUUUCUGCUUCUGACCCAACGCCGGAGAGAGAGUUAAUAGUCGAAUAAGCAGCAGCUCCUUGACUAACGCUAUUCGCGUUCGCGUUCGGACCUCGCUAAAACAAAAAAUGUUCGUUCGAGAUACGAAAGAUCGGGACGCCGCAGAUGAAAUUAGGGUGACUAUCCGUCACUGGAAACGUAGUACAUCGAAUCUACACGAGAGACGUGGGGAGGAUAGUCGGGCGUUCUCUGCGACGGGGAUGUCUACGUCGCGACGUCUGCUCCUGUAAAUAACGAGUAUAACGAUGUAAUAGAAAACGAACAGGACGUUAGUUAGAAAUCGACACGCCGUCUGGUCACCGAAGGGUAGCAAUAAUGACGAAUAAUUGGACCGACAGUGGAGCCGCGGAGGGGUUCGUUCUGAUCAAUGCAACUCCGUCGAGGAUCAUUUAUUCGAGCUUCGUCCAAAUUCUCGCUCCAUGAGCAAAUACGACGAUUGCAAUAAUGUUGAUGAAAUUAAGAGAUAACACGGGACAUCCCCAGGAUCCUAGAUACAACACCUUCUAUCGAGUAACCCUCUAGCGCAAUAGAAAUGUAACGUUCACUGUAUAUACCUAUACAUAAAUAUACAUUAUACGUACAUAUACAUAUGAGUAUACAUAAUACAUAACAUGGAUAUGAAGGAGUACGCGAUACUUAAAUCACUUGAACCUAAACGUUCGACGGUGAUCCUCGAGUAGUCAUCGCUCAUGGAAUAUCGACGUCAUUUAAGUUCCGAAUGAUUUUCUAACGAACGAACGACUGCUCCCGGAUCAGAGAAACCGCUUGAAAGAGAUACUUCAGCAUAAUCGUCGAUACGUAUAGGUAGAAAGCGAUCACGACGAAUGAAGAACUAGAAGAAACGAAUAUUAACGAAAAAUCGUAAGAAUAUGGUGCGGGUGGCGAGCGAUGUGUACGAUAUAGAGAAGAAAUAAAAUGAAAUAUUCACAAGCGGAGGGUGCGUGAGCGUGCGAGUGAACGAGAGCGCGAGUAUACUUGUUAUAAUAUUAUUAUACGGAUGACUAAACGAGUUGCUGAGGCGUUGGUAAAUAAAUGCGAACGGGCCCUCUAGGGCCCGUUAAAUUAUAAA
Molecule: messenger RNA, 11372 nt
Organism: Ceratina calcarata
Lineage: Eukaryota; Metazoa; Arthropoda; Insecta; Hymenoptera; Apidae
Gene: Gfrl
Product: Glial cell line-derived neurotrophic family receptor-like
Exons: 17
Coding region: 596-4303 (1235 amino acids)
Biological process (GO): nervous system development
Cellular component (GO): external side of plasma membrane; signaling receptor complex
Molecular function (GO): signaling receptor activity
Source: RefSeq, a predicted model, not a curated record